Messenger RNA from Ilex paraguariensis (yerba mate), 531 nucleotides. NCBI's taxonomy places the organism in Eukaryota, Viridiplantae, Streptophyta, Magnoliopsida, Aquifoliales, Aquifoliaceae. The record is from the annotation of a GenBank genome assembly.
AUGGCAGUGUGUUAUGGCUUUCAUCAAUCAGGUGGAGGCAUAGAUCUCAACCUCUCUGAUUCUCCAAGCACAGUGAACAAGGAGAUGGGUUUGCUUUCUACAUUGUUAAGGUGGAAUGAAGUGGAUCCACCCUCUAGGGAAGAGAGACUUAGAAAUGACAGGAUAUGCAGGCUCUACCAGCACAACAGAAAUCCUUUUGUUGAUCAUCCAGAAUAUGCCAACCUCGUAUGGAAAGCAGCUUGUUUCAAGUCGCCAAAGUUCUCACACUAACCAUGGAACGCAUUCGUUAAUGAAUUUUGCUGUAAGGAAAAAAUGAGGUAGGCUUUUGCAACAUUUGUACUACUGUAUUUUUCAACUUGGAGCCAUUAGGUUCAAACAGACAAAAUGCUAGCAUCAAUGAAGGAAACACCUACCAUUAAGUGCUUCAAGCUCUCUAGGGGGACAAUUUUUUUUGUGCAGUUGAAAAGGAGAAUAAGUCCUGUUUGUGCUUUAAUUAUGCAUUUUUGUGGUACCCAUACAAUUUGAAGUGUU